AUGAGAAGUGUUUUCAAAUCACUAGGUUCGUACAGAAGCCAAGUCUUCCAGCAGAGCCCAAAGACAAGCCAUCUCGCCCAGGCUUUCCACACCACCUCCGCACCAGACCUCUACACUGCCAACCAUCUCAUCUGGAAGCACGUAAGGUGUGGGCAAUUAGACGUCGCCCGCCAACUGUUUGAACAAAUGUCUCAAAAAAACGUUGUUACUUGGACUUCACUUGUUUCGGGCUAUUCCCAACAUGGAAAGGUAGACCAAUCCUUCAGCUUAUUCUCUGAAAUGUUAUUUCAUUACAGACCCAAUGAUUUUGCUUACGCAAGCGUGCUCUCUGCUUGUGAUUAUUCUCGUGGAAUGCAAGUGCAUUCACUUGCUUUGAAAACUGGUUUUUACUCGUGGGUUUAUGUGGCUAAUGCUUUGAUCUCAAUGUACUGGAAAAAUAGUAGUGAUGUCGGUGGAGUUGAGCCUUGGAAGGUGUUUGAUAACAUGGAGUUUCGCAAUCUUGUUACCUAUAAUUCGAUGAUUGCGGGGUUCCGUAUGCAUGAACAUGGGUAUCAAGCUAUGAGUUUUUUCAUGACAAUGUGUCGUGAUGGUUUUGGAUUAGACCGUGCUACGCUUUUAAGUUUAGUUUCUUCUUUACACGGAGGUGAUGAGGGAAAUGAUUAUCUCACGGGUCUUCAGUGUUGUUUGCAGUUACAUUGUGUUGGUAUUAAAACAGGCUUGGCGUUGGAUGUCGGACUGGUGACUGCUUUAGUGAAAGCUUAUUCUACGCUUGGAGGAGAGGUAGAUGAUUGCAAUAAAUUAUUUCUGGAGACAAGUGGGAUGCGCAGGGAUGUUGUUUUAUGGACUGGAAUAAUGAAUGCAUUCGUUGAAAGGGACCCCAGACAAGUUCUUUCCCUCUUUAAUCAGUCGCGCAGAGAGGGUAUAUUUCCAGAUUCUUAUGUAUAUUCAACUAUAUUGAAAGCUUGUGCAGGCUUCGUCACAGAGAGGCAUGCCUCAGCCGGGCAUUGUCAGGUGAUUAAAGCAGGUUUCGUGGAUGUUAUAGCGCUUGAAAAUGCAUUAAUUCAUGCUUAUGCAAGGCUUAUGCGAUUCAUGGGAAGGCUGAGGCAGCAUUGA
This is a messenger RNA of Fraxinus pennsylvanica, 1113 nucleotides long. Lineage: Eukaryota; Viridiplantae; Streptophyta; Magnoliopsida; Lamiales; Oleaceae. The record is from the annotation of a GenBank genome assembly.